UGGCAAGCGCCAGUGUGCGGCAAUCAUACAUGCUAAUACAGGUCAAUUGUCAGAAACCAGAAGAUGUUCUCUGACCUGUCGUCCAGUCUGGUUUCCAUCAUAUUCCUGAUUCUGACACCAAUAUACAAAGUUCUCCACGGCCUUAUUUGGAGAAUUACUGGGGUACAGUCUGCAUGUGCAGCUACCAGCACGUGCUAUGGACGUGCCGUCCACGUGCAACACGUGCUUUGGAAAAGGAAAGUGUCUCAUGCGACGUCUUCAAAUACAAAUGAAUUCUGGACUACACACGAAAGAUUUGACCAUCCUCGAAUCCUCUUGGACCCAUCAGUAUCUCUGUAUAAUAUCACUUCCACAGAAGCUAUAUUUUUAAAGACGGACAAAGAUGUAGACAUCUACAGCUCUGACACCCAUCCUUUCAUGAAGUGGGCCCAGGCUGUCAAUGCUGAGAAGGUAUACACCAUUCCUGUGGAAGCCUUCCAUCGGCUGGCGGACGAGACGGGAGACCCUCAGGUCCCUGUCAUAUGGCUCUCUAGCACUGGACGCUGUGGCUCUACUCUUCUCAGCCAGGUAUUUGAGAAGGUCCCCGGAACAAUAGCCAUCGGAGAACCAGAGGCUCUAAUAUCUGUCACAACGUUAAGUAAACUUGAAACCUGCCCGGAAGAGGAAGUUCUCAAGCUGCUGCAGAGUGUCAUCAGACUGCAGUGUAAGACGCUGCCAGGAGCUCAAAGAAUUAUUAUGAAGGUCGCUUCAUUCACAUUCGCAGAGGUCAAGGUCAUAUGUGAGAUGUUUCCUGAAAUCAAGCACCUGUUUCUAUACAGAGAUAGUUUGCCAUACGCUGUCUCUGCCAAGGGGUUAACUCAGUCGGAAUUUCUCACAAAGUUAGCAAAGGUGGUGAUAGAUUCUGAUUUACUCGCGAGGUUCUUUCCAGGACUUCGACAGAGUCUGUACAAGAUGUUUUCACGGGUGGAUCGCUAUGACCAUGACCUUGAGGAUAUGGCGGUAAAAUUGUGUAUGAUAGGACACACGAUGAUAAUGACGUCAGCCCUCAUGACGAGAUACACAGAGUUUAGGAAGAGUGGGAUCCCGAUAUUUGCCGUUCAGUACGAAGAGCUUGUUAAGGAGAAGGAAGGAAUGGUUAGAGCCUUGUUCCAGAAAUUAAACGUACCAGAGAAACAUGUCUUGAAAGCUUUGGCUGCAUUUGAAGUCGACUCACAACGAGGCUCGUCAAUCAGCCGGAAGUCUACAGGAACACGUUUCCCCCUGACACCGCGAGAGUUGUCCGACGGUAAUAUCGUUCUCGAACGAUAUGGCUUCCCGAGAUUUGGCGAGAAGAUAGACUUACCUGGGCGUCUACAACCUGCUGUCUAUUAGACUUAGUACAAAAGAUAUUUCCUGCACCAAUAGCGCCUUUUAUAGAGCUUUCGAAAACACUCACAAGUUGAUCUUAACGCUGGGAGGAUAGAGAAUAUCACAGCAUUUGAGGGAGUGAGUUUUGGUCACGAACCAAUCACAAGCCCCAGGUGGAUCGACGAUGAUUAUUUUGCCACAAUAGUCACCUUUUCUUUAGAAAUAUUGCCAACACGCUGCCAGGUAACAUUGAAUAGUAUAAAUAUGUUUGGUUCUAAACUGACUUGGACUCCCAACAUGGAACAUAUUUACAAAGUGAUUGUAUUUUUCCUUUACGACACCUUAGGUAUUGUAAUAUCUUGAUAAUACAAUACUCGAUCUUUCUUUUAUAGAACCUAUAUUCAAAGUAUUUUAGUUUUUAAUGUCGACUGUCGGAAUGGGAACGAUUGUUUUUCUGAAGACCAUUCUACCUUGAUAAUACAAUACUCACUCUCUUUAGAAGAACCUUUAUUCAAAGCAUUUUAAAGUCUUUGAAGGGCAUUUAGAAGUGAUACACAUAAAAGGUGAAACAUUA
This is a messenger RNA of Haliotis rubra (blacklip abalone), 1921 nucleotides long. RefSeq lists its product as uncharacterized. NCBI's taxonomy places the organism in Eukaryota, Metazoa, Mollusca, Gastropoda, Lepetellida, Haliotidae. The transcript is spliced from 2 exons. Bases 64 to 1371 code for a protein of 435 amino acids. The record is from RefSeq and is a predicted model, not a curated record.